GUUUACCCGUCCCCUCAACUGCGCAGGGGUAUCAUCGUCAUAAACGCCUUGCCCCAGCAAAGGAAGAUACAUAAAAUAAUCCGCUGACUUUUACGAGAGAUAUAAAUAAUGUCAUCGCCGGGAAAAUCAAGGAGAAAAAUAGUCGAAUAAUCUAGGCAGUGGAUAUGGAGGAAGAAAGUGGGAAGGCGGUGGUGGUGAAUUUGAUCGAAAGAGCCGUCGAAUCUACGACAGCGGAGGUGGAUCCUCGCCUCCUCAAAGCAAUUAAAUUUACGGUUCGCUACUCCGAUUCGGAGCUCCGAUUUGCCGCUGAAACCCUAAUGUCCUUCAUGAAACGCGAUCAUUCUCAGGUACGGUAUCUCGCGCUUCUCAUAAUAGACCAACUUUUCAUGCGCUCAAAGCUCUUCAGGAAUCUUCUGAUUGAGAAUCUUGACCAAUUACUCAGCUUAAGUGUCGGGUUUAGAGGAACUCAUCCCCUCCCUGAUCCUGCUUCCAUUGCUUCCCUUCUUCGUUCAAAGGCGAUCGAGUUUCUAGAAAAAUGGAACGAAUCUUUCGGAAUUCAUUACCGGCAGAUAAGGUUGGGGUACGACUAUCUCAAGAACACUCUCCGUUUCCAAUUCCCAAACCUGCAAGCCAAUGCUGCUCGCGUUCAACAAGAAAGAUUGGAAAGGGAGAUGAGAACGAAAGAGAUUUUAUUGAAAAAGUACGAAUCCUUGAAGGAGAAUUUUCCAUUUGUUAAGGAAGAAAUACUUGCCAAGAUCAAUGAAAUUGACGAGUGCCUUGAUAUUGUUCGACUGGAGGAUGACGAUGUGCCUUUGGUUCCUCUUGAUGACGAAGAAAUGGAAGAGUUUCGUAACUCGGAGUUACGUCAGAUCCGUCUUGACUCCUUGAAAGAGGGAGAAAAAGUUCGGGAGAACAGUGAAAACAAAGUUGUUUUUGAUGCGCUGAGGGAGUUCUAUAAAGUUUUAGUAACUAAGCAUCUAGUUGGGAUACAGGAAUGGAUUUCUGUUCUGAUCAGGGUGGAACUUCCAGACAAUAGGUUUCGAGACUCUGCUUUGAAAGAUCUGAUAGAUUUAAGAAACUCGAUUCAGUCCACAAAAAGAAAAUGCGAGGAGUUGGGUUGUGACCUUUCCAAAAGUGCAAAAGCUGAGGAAGAUGAUAUUUGGGAAGAUGGUACUGUAGAACCACUCGAAAAGGGGAAAGUCAGUCCGGGGUCUUCUACAAACAACAAUUCACAGACUGCAUCAACUUCCAACAGCGCACGAGACAAUAUUUCGAAAAAUGGGAAAAAUAAAAAGAGUUCAGACCCCAUUCGAAGUGAACUCUUGAAUGAAGCUCCCAUUCUCAACUGGGGUUCUUUCUUGGACAACUGGGGUUCUAAAAGAGAUAUCUUGGCUAACCAGAGGGGACUGGAUCUCGAGGGCCACUGGGGUAGGGUUGAACAAGAUGCAGUUAUUCCGGCAGACAAAAUUGCCGAACUUAAUGUGCACACAUCCGUUUACAAGGAAAAGCCAGUCGAAAUUCCGCCAUGCCGGGCCCCACUGAAAAAAGGCGGGCUCUGUCAGAGAAGGGAUUUGAAGGUGUGCCCUUUUCACGGGCAAAUCAUCCCGAGGGACGAUGAAGGGAAACCAGUUAACGAAAAUCCCGUAAUGAACGAGAAUACUCGGAACCGAUCAGAGGAGUCGGAUCAUAAUAUGGAUAAUGAGUUAGUCGGUCGGCUUUUGAAGCAAGCCAUGAAGAAUGUCCGGGAAAGGGAUCACGAAGAAGCUAACAAGAGAGUAUUGGACAAGAAGGCCUUGAAGAGAGCAAAGCUUGCGAAAAUCCGCCAGCACAAUGAAUCAGUUUUACGUGAUGCAGCACUUGCUUCGACUUGGAGAUCAAAUGAUGUUGGGGAGAAUAUGGAGACAGGAAGCAGGUCGAGAUAUCAUGGUAGAACCAGUAAUAAUAAACAAGCACUUGCAUCGAUGUUGAGAAAGAAGGAAUCUACUAAGGUUCGAUUGGCUCAGAGGCUUUUGAACACUCGUGCGGGGGAUAGUACAAUCAGACAGUUGACGCAGGCUGAGGAGACUAGUUAUCGGGAGGCAUUUCCGAACCAGUGGUAGAUUAUACUCAUUGGGCUUGUGUAAGAUCUUUUAUUAUAUUUUCCCAUUGUACUGAACAAUUGGAGGACCUUCACUAGUGCUGUACAGAGUUCUAUCAUUUAUCAUUUUUUUAAAAAUUCAUAGAAACUUUGUAGUAUGAAAUGAAAAAGAGGGGUGUUAUGGAACCAAUUUGAAUUCCUCGUGUAGUUUUGUUGGAAACAGUUUGUCCUUUUGAAUAUUUCAGUGAGUAUCUGUAUGAUGAUCGUUUAAUCAACUCUAAUAUUCUUUUACAACUAUGUCAACAUUCGUCUUUGGUUUA
Molecule: messenger RNA, 2397 nt
Organism: Striga asiatica
Lineage: Eukaryota; Viridiplantae; Streptophyta; Magnoliopsida; Lamiales; Orobanchaceae
Source: the annotation of a GenBank genome assembly